Bacillus rossius redtenbacheri is the source of this 8388-nucleotide messenger RNA. RefSeq names its product myeloid zinc finger 1-like. Gene Ontology annotation, cellular component: nucleus. The record is from RefSeq and is a predicted model, not a curated record. The transcript has 3 exons. Lineage: Eukaryota; Metazoa; Arthropoda; Insecta; Phasmatodea; Bacillidae. Gene Ontology annotation, molecular function: DNA-binding transcription factor activity, RNA polymerase II-specific; zinc ion binding. Gene Ontology annotation, biological process: regulation of transcription by RNA polymerase II. Bases 87 to 1391 code for a protein of 434 amino acids.
UUAAAGUUGAUGUUUGUGUUAUGAUAUUUUUGGAGUUAUGUAUUAACACUUUUAAUUUAUUUUGAGAGCAAUUUCAUGCAGCUGCAAUGAAUAGCGAUAAAAAUUUGUUAUUAGACUUUAAUGAAAUAUGCCGGUUAUGUCUCUCAAAAGAGGGUAUUAUGCUGCCUAUAUUCGACAAUGAUUCGAAUGAAGAUGACAUGUCACUUUCGUCAAGAAUUUCUAUUUGCGCCUCAAUUCAGGUGUCACAAGGAGACGGUUUGCCGACUCUAGUUUGCAAUAAGUGUGUUCACCGCUUGGACAGUUGGUACACCUUCAAAGAGCAGUGUCGCAGCUCUGAUGCGACACUGCGUCAGCAUGCAGCAUCCCACGGGAAGGUGUUAAUGGUGACUAAAAUGACCCAAACUGAUUCUACGUCGAAAAACAAUGAUGAGUUUUCGUUUGGAUAUAGACUCUCGGAGACAGAAAUCUUUAGGAGUACAGCAAAAGUCACCACUGAAGUGUGCAUAAACAAUUUUUGCUCUGGGAAUUCGAGUGACCAGACAGAAGGCUCUGCCGUUGGUUUGGGGGAAAGAAUGGGCGGGCCGGACCUCGAGGAGAGCCGCGCAGUGGGAGACGACCCUUCGGGGUGUCUGGCGGCUUCCCCGCCUCCGCGCGGCGACGGAGACGGUUCGGAAGACGAGAACGGCCCGACGUCGGAGCCAGAGCUCCCGCCGCUGCCCGAGGAGAAACGGUUCCCGUGCGCGCCCCUACGCGACCACGAGGCGUCGCACUCCGGGACGAAGGGGUUCCCGUGCGCGGGGUGCCCUGAGGCGUUCUGCACGACGUCGCAGCUGAGGGCCCACGCGCGCACGCACUCUCCCGAGAAGCCGCACGCCUGCGCCACGUGCGGCAAGUCGUUCAGGAAGCGGAGCGGUGCGAGGCUGCACAAGGCGACGCACUCCGGCGCGGCGCGGCUCCUCUGCAGCGUGUGCGGCAAGUGCUGCGGGACGAGGGGCGCCCUCAAAAGCCACCUCCUGGUGCACGCGGCGCGCCGGGACCACGUGUGCGCCGUGUGCGGGAAGAGCUUCGCCCGGAGGAGCAGCCUGGUCACGCACGCCAGGGUGCACCGGCCCGAGCGGCCGGCGCGCUGCGAGCGCUGCGGCGCGGCGUUCAAGCGUCGCGACGAGCUGCGGCGCCACCUGCGCGUCCACACGGGCGAGCGGCCCUUCGCGUGCGCGCUCUGCGGGCGUUGCUUCUCCGACAAGUGGAACCUCACCCAGCACGUCCGGCUGCACACCGGGGACAGGCCGUACGUGUGCGCCGUCUGCGGCCAGUCGUUCACGUAUGGCGCGACCCUGCGCAAGCACGCCAGGUGGCACGACGGCGACCCGGCGCAAGCGAGCCAGGCGUGACGGUGUUCCUUUCCUUGUGUGUUCACCCUGCCAGCUGGUUGAAGUCGGUCAAGACUGUCUUGUAAAAAAAAAUUACAGAUAUAUUUUUUAAGUAACUGAAAUAUCAUCUGGGAACAAAACAUACAUGUGAUAAUAUUUUGACGGAGAUUAAAAGUGAAUAGGACAAGAAGAAAAAAAAAUACAUCCGCACAUUGAGUACAAAAUUUGAAAUUUUGAACUACAUUUGGUGUUUCUUCAGAUUAGUUAGUGGAUCUCGUGAAUUUCAGCGGUAGAAUAUUUAACGGUUUUGUUUGUAUUGUGAUAUUUUUUGUGUUUUUUUAUUAAUUUUUAUUUGUCAAGAAUAGUUUUAUAUUCUAAUAAGCAAUUUAUAAAGGUUCAUUUCUCAGAGUAUAGAAAUAAGUCUUUAUUAUUAAACUUGGUCGUUCCCUUCCUGGCAUGAUAAAAAAAAGUUAGUAAUAAACUCUUCUCUGGUAUUGUACAGUUUGGAAUUUCUUUUGUCUGGUUAGACUUCUUAGUGUUUUUGAAACUUGUCAGGUUAUGAACAGUGGGUUAAGUUUACCAGCAGUUGAAAUUGUUUAAGUGGAAGUCUACAUUUUUAUUGAAGUCUUCCUGUGUAUGACAAGCCGUAAACCUGCAAGAAAUGCAAGAUGUUUUCAAAAACCCAUUCAUAAACUUUGCAAGAUAUAAGAAUGAAAUGCAUGCAUAGAAGCCAUGAUGUUUUUAUUGGAAACAUUAUGAUUUCACUUGUUAAACUUUUGCACAGUGAAAGAAAGUAAUACUUAAAUUUCCAUACCAUCCUUUACUGGUACUGAAAAUGAUAUUACUGUCCGGAUAUUUACAUUAAAAUUUUUUAAAAAUUAUAGUGCUUAUUUGUGUAUCACCGCUUGGUUCACAUCAUUCCUGUGAGGCUUGUGAUUUUUUUUUUCAUUGCACUGUUCAUUUAACAACCUUUUCCAUCUAAAUCAUCUGUUCAUUUCUGUUGCGGUAGCUAAUGUCAAAUACAUUCCCGCUAGUACAACCAACAGCAUCAGACUUAUAUAAAUGUUUGAUAGAGUCCUUAUUUCGUACGAUUUUGCGCACAGUUGACUAGCUGAAAACUUAAAGUGCGACCAACAUAAGUGUGGCCAACAUGACAUUCUGCAUUCUGUAAUACUUCUAAUUUUGUCUCAAAUACUGAACACGAUGCAUUAUGCUCUCACUCGGAAGCCAUGAUUCCAACUGCAGGGCUUGCGCACGUAAAGUUACCGGCAGACGAAUGGGCAGGUUUGGUUUGGUUUGGUUUGUGUUUGUGCAUGCUGGCUACACUGAAGUUCAUCAUGGCCCGGUCCGUGGCCAGGCGACAAUGGUACGGCAUGGCAGUAUAUGUGCGGACGUAAAAACAUUUGUUUCUUUGCACUCCAUAGCUGAUGUUUGUAUAACAGCCGAUAUCAUAGAAACACGUGCACGUGCAUCUCUUCCUCGUAUGUCAAGGUACAUCUGUUGUUUACCGAGUUGAAGCAGACUUUGUGGUGUCCUGCCCGACUUUCUGUUUGCUUGUGGCGAUUUCGUGCUAACUGAAAUUUACAGACGUGCUAUUCAAGACUGGGGCAGUAAAAUUAACACUACGCUAAAUGCAUUAACGCAAUAUGAAGAUGUUCCAAAUGAGGGAGGUGUACUAAACUAAUUUCACUCACCUUCAGAUUAUGUUAAAAUAUGGCUGUAUGUUACAAAUAAACAGAAUGUCACUGUAUUAACUUUUUUGAAAGACAUAUCAGUUAUUUGUGGUAAAAUAUCAUUCUCUGUAUAGUCACUGCCAUUUAUAUACCACAAGCAGACCUGCCAACUCUCACGAUUGUGGUGUGAGGCUCACGAUUUUAAGGUCCAUCUCACGCCCUCACGCCAAAAUAGUGUUUCCUCACGAUUUUUUGGGGCCUCAAGAUUUUGUUUGUUAAAGUUACAAAACAAGUUUCCAUCAAUAUGUACUCGAGUCACGUAAAGGAAGCAAUUUUGCGUUUUGUAGCAUGUACCGUGUUGAUUUUUCUAUCUCACAUAGUGGAAGAGGAGACAUUGUGAAACAUGUCGCUACAAAAAAACACAACUAACACGUGAAGUGUAUUGCUUCCAAUAAAAAAUUUAAUUUUGCUGUGAACAAUGAUAAUAGUGUUACACGAGCAGAAUGUUAUUUUGUAUCUUUUUUAGUUGUGGCCCUGCAUGAUCACUACAUGACAGCGCUAAAUUAUGUUCAACUAAAUUAAAUCUGCAACCUAUAAUUUGUUGAAAUAAAUUUUGAAGCAGAGACCAUGUAACAUAUGUACAGGUAUGUCACUUAAAUUUAAAGAUUCUCAUUUGUUGUUUUUUAUUUCUAACCUGUAUUUAUGGGCCUGAAAAUUUUUAUCGAGGACCUCAUGAUUUUUUAAAUUUGAAUGUUGGCAGGUCUGCACAAGCUGCUUAGCAUUUUAAACUUUGUUCAAAGAAACAAAACGACUAUUACCAUAGUUUGGUUCCAUUUAUAACUGCUUUACAAACCUGGCCAUAUGGGUGGGCGGCAGGUAUUGAGGGCGAAGGUCGACUCUAGGGUUUUGCAAGUGAUGUACACAGAGCGAUGCGCAAUCAUUCGAGGCAACCUCCAUCUUUGCAAACCUUGGAAGUAUAAGGAUAGUCUGAAAAGUUUCCUAUCUCAACAUAAACAUGGCAGCACUCAUCAACAAAAAUUGAGAUAAUGUUUUGCGCAUGCUCUGGAAUAUACUCACUGAAAUUUCAGCUAUUUUUAACGUGUAGUAGUUUUUUAACAAUUGUUUGCGUGAGUCUCUGUAAAAUAGUUGUUUACGAAGGUGAUGGUCUCCUUAUUCGACACAAAUCUCUGUCCUCCGAGCACAACUUUUAGGAAACAAAAAAAGUCAAUUGGUCUAGAUCUGGUGAGUAAGGAGGGUGGUCAUGCAGUUCAAACCGCAAUUCGUAGAUUUUUGCCACGGCAACCACUGAGGUGUGAGCUGGUGCAUUCACUGUCUUGGUGAAAAAAAAUUACGAUUUCCGCAAAUGUGGCCUUUUUCUGCAAUUUCCGCCUUCAGCUUUUCAAGUAAUGAUGUGUAUGAUGUGUAGUAUAUAUGCUCCUGUCAUGUUUUUUCCUUUUUCAAGAUAAUUGAUGCUAAGACAACUCCAUGACUAUCCUAGAAAACAGUCCCCAUCAUUUUCCCGGCCAGAGGAACAGUCUUUCCCUUUUUUGGAGCUGAUUCCUCCUUCAAAGUUUUUGGUAUAGCAAACGUUUAUGGUAUGGUAUGGACACAUUUAAAUUCAGCUGCCAAAAAUAUCACUGUGGUAAAUGAUGGUGCAGAGUCUCAGUGCAUGGCGUCCAACACGUCUUAAUUUGUAUAGGCAUAUUGCAUACACAAAUAUUUAAUGACAGUUUGAUACUCAAUUUUACUUUUUCACAAAUACAUGCACAUGACUCAUGCAAACAAUUGUUGCACGUCCAAAAUGGCUGGAAUUCCAGAGAACAUUCCAAAGCAUGAGCAAACAUGCCCCAAUUAUCGUAUACGAGUGUUACCGAAUUCAUGUUGAGAUCGGAAAAUUUUCAUUGUUAACGAUUCUUGAUCAUAUGGGCAGUUUUGUGUCCUAAUGAAAGUGCUGUUUUUGUGUUGCAUACUAAGUGAAACUUUUUUUCUCCUGUUCGUGACAGUUUUCAUUCAUUGCUGUGAUCUUUACCACUGAGCCAUCAAUAUGGCAGCUGUUGUCAGUCGUUAUUCUUGACAGUUAAUGUCAAGCAGAGGGGCGCGUCGAGAAUGAUUUUGACUCCACCUUCUGUACUAGAAAAAUCAUUAAUUUGUGCCUGUUUCCUUCUAAAUUUGAACACUGAUGCAAAUGAUAGUAUUCUGACAACUUGGCAUAUGAGUAGAAAACAGACAAAUUUUAAGUAUCGUAAAAAUAAUGGAUUGAGCCCUAGGGUGAUAUCAUUCAAAAGACUAAAAUAAAAUUUUUUUUAAAAGUAUUUUGUUUUAUUAUUUGUAGCAUGUAUGUGACAUGAUCGACCUCAUUAUCUGUGAUAACCAUUAUUUGAAAGUGAUUGCAGUUAAAUUUAUAGAGUAGAUUUUUUAUAUAAAAUAUAUAGGUUGUUUAUUUUAACUAUAUAAAAGGAGUAGAUUAUUCAGUUUUUUUUAUCUUGUUCAUAAAAUCAGCAUAUUUGUUUCCAAAGCAAGAAUAAGAAAAUUUGUAACUGAAAGUACUGGUGCAUGGGAGAUGUAAAAAUGUUUUGUCAUGCAUUAUUUGAUUUUUUACAAGUAUGUAUGAUUUUUAACAAUCCCUGAAAAAUAAAAAUAAAAGUUUUGAAUUUAUUUUAUAUUAUUAACUGUUUAAAUUUUUUUUUCUGUGAAUCUUAUAUGAGGUUGAACACAUCAAUAAUCACACAAAACAAAUAUGCUAGUUAAUAAUUAGACCAGGUUACCCAAAGUCCUGUUCCUCUCUGCUGUUUGGAACAGGAACAGUGUUCUAAUAGAUUUAAUUUUAGUAUUUUUAUUAAUGUUGGUAAAUUGUUUAUGUAUGUAAUGUUUUGUAGUAGUAAAUUAGGUAUAGCGUUUAAUACCCAUGUGAUUUAGACUUUCUCAAAUUGUAUUACGUUGUGGUCUGCUUUUCACAGUUUUCUGGAAUAUCUGAUGUUGAAUGAAUAUAUGUGUGUGUGUGUGUGUGUGUGUGCGUGCAUGCGUGUGUGUGUGUGUGUGUGUGUGUGUGUGUGUAUAUAUAUAUAUAUAUAUAUUUCAAUUGAUUUGUUUCCUUGUAAACUAGUAUGAGUUCUUGAAUGUAUUAAUUUGUGAUAGUAAUGAUUCAGAAAAUUUUAAUUUUUUUGCUUACAGUAAGAUUAAUUUUAUCAUUUUUUACUAUACAGAUAAUUACUUUUUUAAAAUAAUGUUUUUAAAAUUCCCACUGCGGUAUCUCAAAUGUAAAGAAUGUGUGUUAUUACUGAGUGAAAGUGAGUACAGUAAUCAGUGUCUUUAAAUUGACUAAGUCCUCUUAAUACAUAACUGGAGACACUAAACUGACUUUCGAUGAGAUUAUUUACUUUUAUUUCCCUCCCAUAGUAAAUUACCAUUUGUGUUUUCUUUACAGAAAGCAUAAAAUAGAGAACUUUUUACAUAAUUACAUUCAUGCUUCAUAGUUAGGGACAACAUUUUAUGGUCUUAUUUUUAGGUCACUUUUAUUUUUUAAACCCGGGGAUUUCAGUGGAUUUGUUUUUAUUUAAUACGCUGUCCUAAAUCAUAAAUAUAGUGUAUUAUUCAAAAAAUAUGAAACAUAGAAAUAUUUUAAGUAUUUAUGUCACCAAAAUAGUGUCAUUUUGACCGAUAGAUCACACACUUCUAAAGUAAAAUCAUUGGUAAUAAACAAAUAAGCAUAUAUAAAAAAGUACUACUUAGAAAAAUAAGAGAUUAAUGUGUUAAGUUCUGUGUAUUUAAAAAAUGUGCCUACAUCAUUAAUAUAAAUAAUGUGUUACUAAUGAAAGAUCCAUGGUUAAACAACGUACUUGUAAGAUUAUUUUUAAAAAUCCAUUUACGUAAUAUAUAUUUUGUAACAAAAUUCAGGUUAAAAAAAUUUUAUUCAAUGUAUUUACCAUAGUAAAACAUAAAAUUUUGUAAUUUAAGUUCACUUUUCACGUUUUGAGUUAGAUUUCAGUGCUAAAUGGUGUAUAAACUUACAUUUAUUACAUUUUGGUUUAGUGACAUUCCUUCCAGUGUUUGUUCGGUUUUAUCACAAUUCACUGUAUACUCUUGACCUUAUUUAGUAAACGCAUUGCAUUGAAAUGAUUCAUUUUGUAACUGGCCAGCCAUAUUAUGAAUUAUAAAUGAUGUAAAAUAUUUGUGUUUCAUAAAAGUACUUGCAUUGUAACCAUUAGAAAAAUUGUUAAAAAAAAAGUGCUGCAAACUUCAGUAUGAAGUGGUUUACAAAUACAAUGAGUGAAAUGGUAUUUAAUCCGGAACUUUAGGGAUCACAGCCAUCCCGUAUUAGCAAUUCAGCCAGAUUAUCAAAUGUCGUUUUUUUUAGUGAAUAAAAAUCAUAAACUAACCAUGCAUAAUAUUAAUAUUGAGCAUUCAUAAAAGUAAAUCUGAGUGCCACAUUUUUUUUUUUUUAAGUAACUUACUCCAUUCGUACAAAAAUAUAAUGUUUUCAUGAGCAAAUUUUAGGCUUCAAUGUUUUUAAAAAUUCGCCACAAAUGUCUAACUUUACGAAUAGCGUGAAGCUUUGUGUCACAACCAAAUCAUAGUAUAAAACAAAUAGCAAAUUUCCUGGCUAAGUCAAAUCAAUUAUUAAGAAUAGCUUUGAUUUAUUCACUUACUCGAAACUUCACACAGGCCAGCAGUUGAAAUCCACUUGUAAAUGUUUGAACUAGAAUUGCUGUUGUGUUACAGAAUGUGCCAAACCAUAGAAUUCUGGAUUAAGAGCAUUUUACUGUAGAUAGCUACAAGUUUCAACUUUAAAGCUAAAAGUUACACUAGAAUGUAGCAGGCAUUAUAAAUGAUUUCAUUAAUGACUUAAUUAAUUUCAAAUUUGUCAGAUAGUCUUUUUGUUUUAACUAAUUACUGAUGUAAGUAUGGACGUGUAAUGUUUUCAUAGUUGUUAUUUUUAAUCAGUCUUGAAAAAUAAAUUGGAAACUAGACAAUUCUUCUAUUUAUAUUUUGUUAAUUAGUGUGUAAUUAGUAGAAUUUAUGUUAGCAAUAUGAUGAUAAGUCUAAAAAAACUGAUUGUGUUAAUAUUUACUCAUUGAUUAUAAAUAUUUGGAUAGUUCACUUCACUUUGAAAGUCAUAGCUUACACUUUUAGUUCAAUUGAUGUAAAUAUUUUACUAGUACUUCAACCUUAAAAAUUUUUGAACUGGUUAAGUUUAACAUUUAUUGCCUUACUAUUACUUGUAUAUGCAGGUUUGCAAUACCUAGUGAGAGUGAGAUGUUUCUGGAAAUAAUAAAAAUCAAUUUUUUUGCUAAAUGUGAUCUGAAAUUGCUUUAUAACAGUUACCAGUAAUAUUUGUGUUGAUUCAU